GACUAUCCCACUGAGAGUGACCACAAAAAUACAAAUAUUUUUAACAAAUGGAGCCAUUUAACUAAAUUUUGAGCUAUGGCACUACAGACUGAAUUAAUUACACUCCCCUAUACAGUGUUCUUUAGUGACUUUAGUUCAUACGAUAUCCAGUCCACAGAUCACGCCUACAUUGUACUGUUUUUGGAGCAGAUAGUUUUGUCACUAUAGAACACAAAAUAGUUAUUUAAAUGGUUUGAUCGUUUUUAUGAAUGGAUCUACAUUGAUUUUUGAAUAGACAGGAAGUGAUAAGGGCUGGACAGACCAAUGGGUCAAUGUUAAUCUAAGAAAUGUGAGAAACCAAUUAUCAUUAGAGACUUGGUGUGAUUAGAGUCAUUAGACUGUGUGUUUGGACAUAGUGUCCAUGUGUAAAUGUGUGUACUUUACAGAUCAUUAGAGACUGGUCUGAUUAGACUGUGUGUGCUGAGGACAUAGUGUCCAUGUGUAUGUACUUUACAGAUUAUCCUUAUCUAGACUGUGUCCACAUGGAAUAAUAAUUAACAGGGGAUAUCAUAUUUAUAGAAAACUAGUGUUUUGAAUGAAUUGAUUGUGUCUUAGGCUUUUAGAAUUAUUACAGAAGACUGAGGUUGAUGUACUGUGUAUGUAAUUAUAGCCAAAACCUUUAGGGUAUGUGACAUACUGUUCAAAAGACAAACAACUUAGUAAUUUAAAAGAAGGAUUUAGAUAUUGAUAAAAACACUAGACAUUUUGAAUGGGAGGUUUCUAUUGUAGACAUAGAACAGGACAAUUAGAUAUAUUGCUUAAAGGCAAAUUUUAUUUAACCAUAAUUUGCAGUGUAUAAAUCACUUAUAUUUAAAUUUGAUUUACUUAUCAGUGAUAUAUAACUAGAUAAUUAACAUGGAAAUUAAAUGCUAUCGACAGCAAUGAUGAUAUGGUGAAACCAUAAGACAGGUUCAUGAUAUUUGGAUUUAUGCAUUCUCCGAGUUGUGUUAUUCCGAUCUGUUUUUGUGGGAAUUAUUGACAGUUUCUACAUUCUAGGAAUCAACCAUUCCGAUAUUACACUGCAAUUAGGUUUUUUUUCUUGGUAUAGAAUUGUAAAUGGAAUUGACUACUUGCUCAGUGUAAUGCUUUUGAUCAGGAAGCUAGACAAAUUACACAAGUCAUUUACAGUUUCUUGUGCAUGCAAACUAUCAAUAAAUGUAAUGUUUUAGAGAAAGAUUAAUCAGAGUUUGAACGAGCGAGUAAAAAGUGACAACUUUAUGACUCAACUUGGGUCUGGAGAAAUUCCGUAAUAUUAACAUUCUACACAGAAAUUUCAUUGAGAAAGCCAAUUCCCAUUGUGUCUCAUUGGAAAGACAGUAAAUUAAAUGUUGCAGUUUGGGAAUUCUAAAUAUCAAAAGUUGAAUUGUGAAACUUGACUGCAGCUAGCUUCGGUAUUUUAAAUUAGGAAUAUAAUCAAUCAUUUUGGAGGAAACAAAGUAUCAGUUCUAUACAUUAUUUAUUUGAUUAUUGGAGUUUGUCUUUUAUCUUUCAUCAAUGAUUAUGGAUUUUCACGUGCAGAAUGUAAAAUAAUUCUUCAAUCUUUUAAACAAUUGUUCACCUUUGGUAUCCUAGGUAACAAAAUUAUUCAUUAAUUGAUUAUUUUCAUUGUGGAAAAGGCAUCCUUGUCAAUAAACGGCAUAACAUUACAAAUUCUGUAAUAGUUUGUUUGGAUUUAAAAUUAUAAGGUGUAUGCACACAAGUCAUUGAUUCUAUGACAAAGAGAAAAUCCACCGAUCUGAAUAACCUGAACGUAAUGUAAAUAAACUGAGGAACCUUUCUAUAGUAAAUGUUUAUAGUAGAGUGCUGAUUUAGUUACUAUAUGAUAACUUCAAGUUGCGCAAGAUUAUAAACACUUAUUAUCUACUCAUCAACAACAUUAUACAGCACAAUGAGACACUGUUAGAUAAUGUUAAGUCAACAACGAUUUCUUGGAUUGUAUCCCAUUGCUUUUUAUAGAACGUUACUAUAAUUAGAGAGAAAAUUUGAAAAACAACAUGUAAAUGAAUUUUAUAUAUAAUCAGUGACACCCUGGUGUUGAGUGGUUCGAGAAGGAUGGUUGAUGUUAUCGGCGAUUAUGUCCUUAAAUCACUCGUAUUUACCUUGAUAAUACAGGUUUUAUUUGAUGCCUGUCAGAACAAACAGAGCUGCCAAGUUCUAGCCAGUACCUCAACUUUUCGCCAAGAUCCAUGUGCUUUCACCUCAAAGUAUUUAAAGGUCAAAUACAAGUGUAGUCCUAGUGAUUUUAAGAACAUAACAGUGUGUGAAAACCAACAGAUAAAUAUUCGUUGCGAAAGAUCACAAAGAAUUGCAAUCUACUCCGUGUUAUUUGGUAGAGCAACAACAAAUACACCAAAGUGUUUAAAAAAUGGUAUUGGCUAUGCAGAUUGUAAAUCAGCUACUGCUACAGAAGAAGUUAUGAAAAGAUGUCAUGGUCGUAACCAUUGUGUGAUAGAGGCUGAGGAGUAUGUGUUUGGUAACCCAUGCCCUCCUGGAGUACAAAAAUACCUAUCUAUAUCUUAUACAUGUGUGCCAAAGAAGAUUUUAAAGGACAGAUUAAGACACCAUGGAAAAAAUGGUUUUCAUAGAAAGAAAAAAAGAAAGAAGAAAAAGCCAGAUAAAAAAGAAACAAGUUCAAGCAUUCCAGAAAUUGUUACCUUUAUAGAAAAAGUGCUAAAUACUGAGGCCCCUGUAAAUAACAAUAAUAAUAUGUAUCCAGCAGAUGAUGCACAGCAACAAGAUCUAGUGAGGAAGGGCGAGCUGCAAGUAAAUCCAAACAAAUCCUCCAAGACUCAGGAGGAGGUGGAGAAAUCCAAUAUAUCUACAGUGCUAUGUAUAAAUACUACAAUCAAAUCUACAGUUAGUCAGGGAAGAAACAAUGGUGCUAUUGGACUGGUUACAGACUGGUUCAAUUCUUUUAACUUCAUUUCUAAAAAUGAAGAAAAAGCAAUUCUUUAUCUUGUGAUUGGUGUUUGUGUUGGGAUAAUUUGUCUCUUAAUUGUGGUUGUGAUAAAACUGAUAAUCAGAAACAAACAUCAACGCAAAUCAAAACUGGACGUUACGGACCCAGUACAUUGUAAUCCACCUCCCCCACUAAAUCAUACCGAGGUUCCGACUAUGUCUCGGACUGACUCUGUAGACAGGAUCGAAGUUGUCAGGUUUGAACCUCGUGGAACUUUUAGAAAUGGGGAACGUUACCGACCACGUAGCAUGAGGAAUCUUGAAAGUGACGAUCCAUUUGAUUCUACCAUUGUAGAUCAUGGAGAUCCUUUUCAGCGACGAGGGACGUUAUUAAGUCUUGAUCAGAAUGACAGAGUGAUAAACAACUAUUACGGCUAAGUCACAUGAUAUUAAGGUGCUCUAUUUUUUACCUGUGUAACAGUUCAGAUUGUAAUGGUAGUGAUUGGGUUGUAAUAGUAAAUGUGUGCAAUGAUCUGAUGUGAAAAAUAUGUCUGAAUAUUUGAUGGUUGUAGCUUUGAUCACAAACCAUGUCUGAAUAUUUGAUGGUUAUAGCUUUGAUCAAAACUAUGUCUGAAUAUUUGAUGGUAA
Molecule: messenger RNA, 3585 nt
Organism: Mytilus trossulus (common blue mussel)
Lineage: Eukaryota; Metazoa; Mollusca; Bivalvia; Mytilida; Mytilidae
Product: protein eva-1-like
Exons: 7
Coding region: 2092-3375 (427 amino acids)
Molecular function (GO): carbohydrate binding
Source: RefSeq, a predicted model, not a curated record